Messenger RNA from Cololabis saira (Pacific saury), 2404 nucleotides. RefSeq names its product gastrula zinc finger protein XlCGF57.1-like. The record is from RefSeq and is a predicted model, not a curated record. Gene Ontology annotation, cellular component: nucleus. NCBI's taxonomy places the organism in Eukaryota, Metazoa, Chordata, Actinopteri, Beloniformes, Belonidae. Bases 176 to 1549 code for a protein of 457 amino acids. Gene Ontology annotation, molecular function: RNA polymerase II cis-regulatory region sequence-specific DNA binding; DNA-binding transcription factor activity, RNA polymerase II-specific. Gene Ontology annotation, biological process: regulation of transcription by RNA polymerase II; central nervous system development. The transcript is spliced from 2 exons.
UGAGGGCUCAGGGCUUGAGGGUUUAGGGUGGAGUUUGGGAUUGGGCCAAUCACUUUUUGGCACAACACCGGAACUCCAGAUUGUAACACCCGGCGGAAGGUCGGAACGGACGGAACGGAACACAUGAUUCCUUUGAGGAGGACGGUUCUGUUUCCUUUCUUUUUCCUCUUCAACAAUGUCUAAGGUGAAUCAUCUGAGAGAGUUUAUCGGUCAGCGACUAACAGCAGCUGCUGUAGAAAUAUUGUCAGUGUUUGAAAAAACCAUCUUGGAGUAUGAAGAAGAGCUCGACCGUCAGCGCAGACUGUUGGACCUCGCCUGGAAACCUGAAAUCAGACUCCACAGAGUCGACCCCCCACAAGAAAAUGUUUGUAAGGUUGAGGAGGACGGGGUUUUCAGUGACCAGCACCUCGAUAACCUGGAGAGGAGCUGCAGCCCGGACCAGGAGGAACCAGGGCAUCCACAGACUACAGAACUGGAGGAAGACUCCAGCGGUCAGGAGAUUAAGCACGAGGACGUAGAGGUGGAUGUCUCAUUGGUCAAUGUUGCUUAUGUGAAAGUUGAAAAUGGUGACCCAGGACCAAACUGUGGCCAGCUGCCGUUGCACACUUCUCCUGAAGCUCAAAACAAAGAUGAGGAAGGGAGUGAAAGUUUACGCUCAGACUCCAGUAAAACUGCAGAUCCUAAGCCAAUGAGACGACACUGUGACCACGAAGAUGCUGCUGUCCCGUCAGACAGCAACUGUGAAUCAAAGCUGAUCAGUACCCACACGGGGAAGAAGGCGUUUUCUAUCAGCACUUGCAGGAAAGAGUUCAGUAGAAGUAGUAUUUUAAUGGAUCACAUGAAGAUCCACACUGGCGAAAGGCCGUACCUGUGCAACACCUGCGGCCACGCCUUUACUAAUUUAUCGGAUCUUGAACGGCACAUAACCACGCACACGGGUGAGAAGCCCUACAUCUGCAAAACAUGUGGAAAGAGUUACAGGCAACGUUUCAACCUGGUGAUUCACUCGAGGACCCACACCGGCGAAAGGCCGUAUCUGUGCAACACCUGUGGAAAAACCUUUAUUAAAUCAUCAGCUCUUAAACGGCACAUAACCAUGCACACGGGCGAGAAGCCCCACAUCUGCAAAACAUGUGGAAAAAGUUACACAGAACGUUUCAACCUGGUAAUUCACUCGAGGACCCACUCCGGCGAAAGGCCGUACCUGUGCAACACCUGCAACAAAGCCUUUGCUAAAUCAUCAGCUCUUAAACGGCACAUAACCACGCACACGGGCAAGAAGCCCUACAUAUGCAAAACAUGUGGAAAAAGUUACACAGAACGUUCCAGCCUGGUGAUUCACUCGAGGAUCCACACCGGCGAAAGGCCGUACCUGUGCAACACCUGCGGAAAAACCUUUACUGAAUCAUCAGCUCUUAAACGGCACAUAACCACGCACACGGGCGAGAAGCGGUAUUCUUGCAAGACGUGCAACAAAGGUUUUAGCCGCAGAAUGGAUUUGCUGAGUCACAUGGAAAAUCACCCGGAGGAGAAGUCUGGUGACUCGUGACAAAUGAAGCUCAUGUUGUCGUCCUCCGGGGGCAGCUGUCCACUCCUGUCUGACCCACAGAAGAAGAACCCGCAGAAGUCCAACCACCACUGACUUUAAUAUUCAUAUGGACGUUGAAAGCCAUAAUCUUAAAUUAGCUUUCAAUUCUCUUCUAGAAUCGAUGGGUAUCUCACAAAAAGUGGACAAACCAACGCACUGUUUUAAUCAUACCCUGGAUCUCAUUCUCACCUACAGUGUUGAAACUGAUGAUCUGUUGGUGGUGUCGCCUGUAAACUCCCUUUUAUCCGACCAUUAUUUAAUAACAUUUGAAUUUAAUAUUGUCGAUGUUGAAGUGCCGGCGUCACAUCCGGUCGGCAAGCGAAACUAACAUGGUUUACACAUCGCAUUUUGUUAAUUAAUAAAAGUUUCAGAUGCUUGGUAGCCUUUUCAGUUGGUUAAUGAUUCAUUGGACAGUGUUUGUACAUGUUAAUCUCUGUUGGAGAUGUUUUCUACUACUUCGGAUUUUAUGCCAGUGUUGCACAGUGAUAAUGUUUGUCACAUUAUUUGUUAUUAACCUCUGUUUAUAGAGGACUUGUUUACCUCAUUAGGCUUCUAGGAUUGGCCAGAAUUUUUUUUCAUUUGAAUCUCUAAAUAAGGACUUUACAUUUCAGAUUGACUUCUAAGCCUCCUCUAAUUUCAUGCUAUUGUUUUGUUUUGCUGAUAUAAUGCACAGAUGUGUCAUAAAUAAAGAAGCUUAUGGUUAAUAUUUUGGUUGCUUAUUUAUAACAUCAAACUGGCUAAUAUGGACUGAAAUGCUUGUGCUCAAUGCUUAAUAUAAUAUUCAAAUAACAAAAUGUUGGUGGAAAGUGGUGCUUU